Molecule: messenger RNA, 690 nt
Organism: Fonsecaea erecta
Lineage: Eukaryota; Fungi; Ascomycota; Eurotiomycetes; Chaetothyriales; Herpotrichiellaceae
Exons: 1
Coding region: 1-690 (229 amino acids)
Molecular function (GO): protein binding
Source: RefSeq, a predicted model, not a curated record
AUGGCGGCCGAGUCCACUCUAAAUCCGUUUCUGCUAGCAGCAAGCACGCCAGACCCAGACCACCGACUUCUGCCCCUCCUUCGCUCCAGACCAGAGUUGGCAUCUGCACAAGACGCACAUGGUUAUUCGCUUCUACAUGCCGCAGCCUCCUACAAUCACGUGGAUCUUUUAAGAGCACUGGUCAACGAGUUCAAAGUGGACGUGAACUUGAAAGAUGAGGAUGGUGAAACAUGCUUGUUUGUAGCCGAAACAGUGGAAGUCGCGAAGUGUCUCGUGGAAGAGCUACACGUUGACCUACGAGUCCAAAAUGACGAAGGUAUGGAUGCGCUCGAGAAGUUCGAGUCAGAACAGGAGUUUCCAGAAGUCGCAGAAUACCUCCGCACCCUGCCUUCACUGCUAGAUCCUACAGCGGGAACCGCUUCUAUCCGCCCUGGCCCGGUUUCAAAUGGAACCCAACGCCUUCCAUCUCUUCCACCCAAUGUCUCCAUCAACAUCGGUAUGGAGACCGAGCCGACCUCCGGGACGCCUGAACAAGAGCCUGACCCCGAAUUCAGGAGAAGAAUAGAAGAGCUGGCAGCCAAAGAGAAUUUUCACACGGCAGACGGUCAGAGAGAACUGCGCGAGCUGAUUACGGAUGCGGUAAGAGACGUGGGCAAUGAAGGCCGGGAUGUUAGAAGACGCGUCCAGUAG